ACUCUCUGACGUGGACAACACUUAGGAAAAUUAAGGUAUAAAUGUGAGAGCACCACAGUAGCUGGAGCAGAUGCCUGAGGUCAGUGGGACCCGAGCAGUGCCUCAGACGGAGAGGGACACCUGUCACAUUGGAGGAAGGAUGCCACUCUGGGUGUUCUUUGUGAUCCUCACCCUCACCAGUGGCUCCCGCUGUUCACCGUCCCCAACACUGCCCUUCAGGAUGCGGCGAUAUGCAGAUGCCAUCUUCACCAACAGCUACAGGAAAGUUCUGGGCCAGUUGUCUGCCCGCAAACUGCUCCAGGACAUCAUGAGCAGGCAGCAAGGGGAGAGGAGCCAGGAACAAGGAACCAGGGUAAGGCUUGGCCGUCAGGUGGACAGCAUGUGGGCAGACCACAGGCAGAUGUCGCUGGAGAGCCUCUUGGUAGCCCUGCUGCGGAAGCACAGGGAUUCCCAAGGAUGAAGCCUUCAGCAGAGGCUCAAGCCACCCAUACCUCAAACACAACUGGACCCAGUUACUUCUGUUGCAUUUCUGACCCUCUCCUUUCUGUAAAUACAAUAAACCCC
Molecule: messenger RNA, 564 nt
Organism: Phodopus roborovskii (desert hamster)
Lineage: Eukaryota; Metazoa; Chordata; Mammalia; Rodentia; Cricetidae
Gene: Ghrh
Product: growth hormone releasing hormone
Exons: 5
Coding region: 71-460 (129 amino acids)
Biological process (GO): positive regulation of multicellular organism growth; growth hormone secretion; positive regulation of growth hormone secretion
Cellular component (GO): perikaryon; extracellular region; terminal bouton
Molecular function (GO): growth hormone-releasing hormone activity; growth hormone-releasing hormone receptor binding; peptide hormone receptor binding
Source: RefSeq, a predicted model, not a curated record